Molecule: messenger RNA, 699 nt
Organism: Aspergillus mulundensis
Lineage: Eukaryota; Fungi; Ascomycota; Eurotiomycetes; Eurotiales; Aspergillaceae
Product: fumarylacetoacetate hydrolase family protein
Exons: 3
Coding region: 1-699 (232 amino acids)
Cellular component (GO): mitochondrion
Molecular function (GO): acetylpyruvate hydrolase activity
Source: RefSeq, a predicted model, not a curated record
AUGGCAGCUUCAAUAAGAAACAAUUGCCGCAAGGUCAUCUGCAUCGGCCGCAACUAUGCCGACCACAUCACGGAGCUUAACAACACCAAGCCAAAGCAGCCCUUCUUCUUCCUGAAGCCGACCUCCUCGAUCCUUUGCCCCGGCGAGGGCCCCGUUCUGCGCCCCAAGGGGACAAACCUACACUAUGAGGUGGAGCUGGCUCUGGUAAUGGGCAAGCGAGUCCGCGACCUCGACCCCAACGAUGACAAGGGCGCGCUGGACGCUAUCCACAGCUACCUCCUCGCCAUCGACAUGACCGCGCGCAACGUCCAAGACGAAGCAAAGAAGAAGGGCCUCCCCUGGACCAUCGCGAAGGGUUUCGACACCUUCCUCCCCGUCUCGCAGGAAAUCCUGAAGUCGCAGAUCCCCGACCCGCACAAUGCGUUCCUCCGGCUAAGCGUGAACAACCAGCAGCGCCAGGCUGAUUCCUCGGGGCUGAUGCUGUACCGCAUCCCGCGGUUGCUGGCGGAGAUCUCGCGCGUGAUGACGCUGGAGAAGGGCGAUCUGGUGCUGACGGGAACGCCGAAGGGUGUUGGGGAGGUGAAGAGCGGCGACGUGAUGAAGGCGUCGAUCGAGGUUGAUGGGAAGGAGAUCGAGGAGGGAAGGAUUGAGGUUGAGGUGCAGGAUCGCGAGGGCAGGUAUGAAUACCGGGAGACUUAG